UUAUUAGACGCUCGACUUUGUUUUCUACGCUCAGUGUGGCACUGGUGCGAUCACCGGGCAGAUUCACGCGAUCGUUCGCACGCGGUGCACAGUCGACGCGCAUUUUUCACUUACAGUCUCUCACUCUCCAAGUCUCCUCCGAGCCGAUAAAGUACCUACCUCUCUGUUAUAACCGCCGUCGUUCCUUUUCGCGAUCUGGCAUAUUACAAUAAUAUUGUAAUCAAUAUGGUUUUGUCGAAAAUAAUAGCGUGCGUCGUCAUGGUGGUGCUGCCGUCCGCGGUCGUUCAGUCGAACCGAGACUUUGCUCAUCGUUUGACUACUAUUGAAGAUCUAGCCACGCGCGACAACGUCAUAAACGUGCCGGUAGCUUUGCCCACCGGUUACGUUGUGAACAGACCGUCUCAAAACAUAGCUGCCGCUGGAGAUCGUGUGGAUGUUAACAAGGAACCGAGCAAAGAAGUUUCAGAAACUGAUAUGUAUUUACUAGGAGCUAUUGAAAAAUUGGUACAUAGAAUGGACUUAAUGGAAAAACGAUUGAAACGAUCGGAAGAACUCAUUCAACACAUUGUAGAAGGAAACGCAGCCAACAGAGAAGAUCCUUGUCCGGGAAAUUUCACGCGUAUCGCACAUGCCUGUUAUCACUUUAGCGAGAGACAGUAUAACUGGAAGUCGGCCAUGUCGAUGUGCAAGAGUUUGGGCGGAAAUUUGUUAGAGUUCGACAACAAAGACGAACAGAUUGACGUGCUGACGUACCUUAUCGGCGACAAGUACCUAAGAGGUUACGACUAUUGGACGGGUGGCCUAAACCCGGGACUGCUGUGGAUAUGGGCCAACAGCGCUCGGCCUGUGGUGCCCAAGGACUCGACGAGGCCCGAGGACCAGAUCACUGGGUCCGGCCGGUGUCUGCGCCUCACCCCGAACGCCGCGACCAAGGUAUACUCUUACUCGGGGGCCGAGUGCAGUAACCGGCACCGGUACGUGUGCAAGCACGAGGACAACGCCACUGAAAAGGCGCUGACCAGGAUACACAAGGCGCUUAAGGACGGAGGCCAGCAGCAGAAGCCGACGACGACGGUCUUCGGUUCAUCGCCACUGAUCGUGGCGGCCACCGUAUAACCGUAUUAUUCACUAUACCUACUUAUUCAACUAUACCUAUACAGUAAUCUAUUGUACAUUGUAUGUGAUAAGUAUGAGUAAUCCGAGCAAAACUACCUAUAUAUUAUAAUACGUGAAUAAAUAAUAAUGAAUAUUGUGAAUUCGACAAGUCCUACGAAAAUAUUCAAAUGGCUAAUGGCUAUGAAACUUAACAUCGUAUAAGACGCGAGAUUAAUUUAUUAUUUUUAUGUACCUAGUAUUAUUAUGUUAUAGGUAUUGUAAGUAUUUUUUUUUUAUUUAUAAAUAUUAUAAAUUAAUAAUUAUUGUUGUACCGCUGGUCGACGUACGUACUCCUUAUAUUUUACGCAUUAUGUCAUAUUUAUUUUUAUUACACGUUCCACGGAAUUAUAUUAUAAUAAAAUA
Messenger RNA from Metopolophium dirhodum (rose-grain aphid), 1518 nucleotides. RefSeq lists its product as uncharacterized. The coding region runs from base 226 to 1116 and encodes 296 amino acids. The record is from RefSeq and is a predicted model, not a curated record. The transcript has 5 exons. NCBI's taxonomy places the organism in Eukaryota, Metazoa, Arthropoda, Insecta, Hemiptera, Aphididae.